GAGCCGUGAGACUCCCCAAUGGUCACCUGGUGCCCCUGAGCCAAGCUGUUGGCCACCAAUCCCAGUACCACACUGUCCACAAGGACUCAGGACUCUACAAGGAGCUUCUCCACAAGCUCCACCUGGCCAAGAUGGGGGACUGCAUGGGGGACUCUGGGGACAGACCCCUGAGGAGGAACAACAGCUACACCUCCUACACCAUGGCCAUCUGUGGGAUGCCCUUGGACUCCCUGCGGGCCAAGGACAGUGAGGAUGGAGACAACAGGUUGACUUGGGCCACGGUGGACACCAAGAAGAGAUUGAGGAUGGACAGUUACACCAGUUACUGCAAUGCCGUGGCAGAUGUUCACGCACCCUCUGAUGUGGACAUCAAGAGGAGCCAAGCAGAGCUUGGGGGCAAUGAGCACAAGGGGAGUAGGAGCUCCUUGGAGGAGUGGAAUGAGCAGGACAAGCCUGAGGUGGCUUUGCUCUUCCAGUUCCUGCAGAUCCUCACGGCCUGUUUCGGUUCCUUCGCUCAUGGGGGCAACGAUGUCAGCAAUGCCAUAGGGCCCCUGGUGGCUCUCUACCUGGUCUACCAGACAGGAGAUGUGUCCACCAAGGCUCCAACUCCCAUCUGGCUGCUCCUCUAUGGAGGUGCUGGUAUCUGCAUCGGCCUCUGGGUGUGGGGCAGGAGAGUCAUCCAGACCAUGGGGAAGGACUUGACACCCAUCACACCAUCCAGUGGCUUCAGCAUCGAGUUGGCCUCUGCCCUCACGGUGGUCAUCGCCUCCAACGUCGGGCUCCCCAUCAGCACCACCCACUGCAAG
Molecule: messenger RNA, 806 nt
Organism: Acanthisitta chloris (rifleman)
Lineage: Eukaryota; Metazoa; Chordata; Aves; Passeriformes; Acanthisittidae
Product: sodium-dependent phosphate transporter 1-like
Exons: 3
Biological process (GO): phosphate ion transmembrane transport
Cellular component (GO): membrane
Molecular function (GO): phosphate transmembrane transporter activity
Source: RefSeq, a predicted model, not a curated record